This is a messenger RNA of Bombyx mori (domestic silkworm), 1826 nucleotides long. Its product is annotated as nuclear Y/CCAAT-box binding factor C subunit NF/YC. NCBI's taxonomy places the organism in Eukaryota, Metazoa, Arthropoda, Insecta, Lepidoptera, Bombycidae. Gene Ontology annotation, cellular component: CCAAT-binding factor complex; nucleus. Gene Ontology annotation, molecular function: DNA-binding transcription activator activity, RNA polymerase II-specific; RNA polymerase II cis-regulatory region sequence-specific DNA binding; protein heterodimerization activity. The transcript has 8 exons. Gene Ontology annotation, biological process: regulation of transcription by RNA polymerase II. The record is from RefSeq and is a predicted model, not a curated record. Bases 249 to 1127 code for a protein of 292 amino acids.
AUGGCAACUAUGUGGACACGUCAAGCUUGUGACUGGCCAUCAUCGGACGAAUCGUGAGUUAGGCGCAUUUUCAGUAAUUGGCGAUUGGAGAUCUCCAAAUAAUACUCUGAUUAUUGGUUACCGUGUUUAUAUUGCUUUCGGAACUUAGAGUAAUUUACCAAAACAUAGUUUAAGUAUUAAUUUUGAGUGAUAAUUGAAUAAAAACAUCGGUGCGUUUGUCUCGUGAAGUUGGUUGAAAAAACUACAAAAUGUCCAUGUGCUUCUUUGUGCCUGCCGAACAAACAACGACGGUUACCACGUCCGAAGAAGUGGACGCUGAUGUUGCCGGUGAGGAGUCCUCCGCUGAGGCGGCGCAGCAAACCCUCCAGCAGUUCUGGGACAAAGUCUUAGAGGACAUACAGAAAGUUAAUUCCGAAGACUUCAAGACCCAAGCUUUGCCGUUGGCUCGCAUCAAGAAGAUCAUGAAACUAGACGAGGAGGUGAAGAUGAUAUCAGCAGAGGCACCGGUCUUAUUCGCGAAGGCUGCUGAGAUUUUUAUACACGAGCUAACGUUGCGAGCCUGGUCGCAUACGGAGGAAAAUAAAAGGCGGACUCUGCAGCGCAACGACAUAGCGACAGCUAUAUUGAAAUCGGAUCAGUUCGAUUUCCUGAUCGACAUAGUGCCGCGGCAUGAAGUCAAGCCGACGAAACCGCGUUACGACGCCGCCAGGAAAGCCCCCAGCACGGAUCAGUACUACCUCCAGUUGGCGCAGCAGCAUCAGGCGGCCCUACAGAACAGUUCGCAGCCUCAAAUCGUGAUACAGCCCUGCGCUCAAGUGGUACAGGCGGCGAGCACGGCGGCGGCGGCGGCGCCCGCUAGCAGCGUGGGGGUCACGCAGCAGCCGCUGGCGCUCGUGCAGCAGGUCGUGACCCCGGCCGGCGAGCUGCAGCAGCUACCGAUCCAAUUGACGCAAGCGCAGCUAAACAUGAUCAGACUCCAGGUCCAGAACAACCCAAACCAGCCCAUCAUCAUACAGGCGCAACCACAACAAUCACCGCAGAUCAUACAGGUCCAGGCGCAGACGCAGCAACAGCCCCAGCAGCAAGUGUUCCUAGCGCAAGUCGCCACGACACAGGAGGACUCUUAAUCUAUUCACGUGUAACGGCCUGUGCACACCACGUUUUUUAAACGCGCCGUCGAGACGCGCGUUUGUAGCGAUACAGACGCGAUACGCACGCAAGUCAGACGCCGCCUGUAGACCUUUGCACACCUGUAUAAAUUCAAAUACGCGUUUGAAUCGAUACAGACGCGAUGAAAACGCGCGCGUCGACGGUGCGUUUAAAAAACGUGUUGUGCACAGGCCCUAAUAGUUUUAAAUUAUUUCAAAACUAUAAAACGUACAUUACAGUAGAAUUUACUCAAGAUAUUGAAGUUGUUUUAAAGAUAUCGAUGGUUGAAAUUGAGUGCAAACGAUUUUAUACAUUACAGAUAUAAUAUUAAACAAUAAAUUUGAAUUACAAUUGUAGUACCCAAGUCCAAGUCAAUAGUUGAAGAUCGCUUUUACUCGAUAGAUACUAAGUGCAUUCCAUCGCAGGACGCCUCCACACACUCCAAAAAACUGUCCUCCCUUCCCAUAACAUAAAUCCUUGGUAGAUAUCUCACGACAAAUCUGAAAUAGCUACAUUACCAGACAAUUGAUGUUGAAAACAAUUCUAAUUUGAAACUCUUACUAAACACACUACUUUUAUACAUUUGGCUCUGAUGUGAUAAAUUGUUAAAUUAAGUCGUAAAAAUUAUGUGUAGUAUAAGUGUAAAUUAUUAAAUAAAUAAAAAAAAAAAAACGAAA